AUGUUUCCCUUUCCCUCAUUGUGGCGGCUUCGAAGGCGUGUGAUCAAUAUAUCAAUACUUGCGUUCAUUUCGUGCGUUUUGGCUCUUGGCCACUUUGUCUCCAGAUCACGAUACAAUUUAUCCCUGGGAGUACCCUCGUCGAACAAGUCGCCAUACUAUUCCUAUGGGCGGGAUCGCUUUUAUUCAUGGAUAACUAAGCCUUUUUUCCCGCCGCUGGUGAAUUCCGGAGCCACCAACCUGACGGCGCCCGACUACUGCGCAGGCUUUCCCACUCAUCUUUUGGAUCGCAUCCAAGUCAUCCUUAAAACAGGUACUGGAGAGCCUGAGAAGAACAAAGCACAUCUUGCCACUGUUACAUCGUGCAUAUCCAAUCUUCUCGUUUUUUCCGAUUAUGAGGAGAACGUUGCUCAGCAUCAAUUCAUCGAUGUGCUCGACGAUCUCCCGUCAAGCUAUACGACUAGUAACCCAGACUUUGCGACUUACCAUGAUCAGAAGUUGGCUCAUUCGAAAAAUGGUCGGGUUGGGUAUUCGCAGGAGGGUUGGCGACUCGACCGCUUUAAGUUUCUGCCGAUGGUCGAGAAGGCGUAUAAGAUGCGCCCGCAUGCCGAUUGGUAUGUCUUCAUCGAAGCCGACACCUAUUUCUUUUGGGAUACAUUGUUCCGCAUGCUUGAUCAACUCGACCCAUCUAUGAUGCAUUAUUUAGGAUCACCCGUUGGGGGAGGUAGAGGCCUAUAUUUUGCGUAUGGUGGCGCAGGCUUCGUGCUGUCAAGGGGCUUGAUGAACCGCUUGAAUGAUGGCUCCAGCAAAGAAUCUCGCCUCAGUGUCAAAUACCAAGACUUGGCCAAAAAGGACUGCUGUGGCGAUGCAGUGCUUGCUUAUGCAAUUAUGGAUGAAGCUGGAGUGAAAGUGGAAGGUCUUAAUCCUACAUUUUCCGGUGAAGAACUCGGUGCCAUUGAAGUGAACAAAGAGAGAUGGUGUAUACCACUUCUUUCACUUCACAGAAUGUCGCCAGAGCAGCUAACGGCCCUUUGGGAAUGGGAGCGAACGAGGCCAUAUAAUGAGCUCAGCCUGCGCCGCAGACGCAAAUUGCUUGCAAUUUUCAUAUUCGUCCAAAACGUGCCGCUUUGGGAACUCGAUACGAAUGGGAAAGCCUACGCCUGA
Messenger RNA from Penicillium odoratum, 1161 nucleotides. RefSeq lists its product as uncharacterized. The record is from RefSeq and is a predicted model, not a curated record. Gene Ontology annotation, cellular component: membrane. The transcript is spliced from 2 exons. Gene Ontology annotation, molecular function: glycosyltransferase activity. NCBI's taxonomy places the organism in Eukaryota, Fungi, Ascomycota, Eurotiomycetes, Eurotiales, Aspergillaceae. The coding region runs from base 1 to 1161 and encodes 386 amino acids.